CUUACGUAUUUUGUUCCUUGUAAAUCUUACCGAAACAACACCUGACACCUCGUCCCAGUUGUUUAGCCCAACAGCAACACUCACUGUCCAUUGCACGACGUAAUGUCAACUUCCAGCAGGUCACCGAAUGGUUCCUUCAGGUCACCGCCAUACCUUCCGCGUUGGUUGUCCCCUGAGCAAGGCAUGUGUCUGCGCCCUCCAAGCGACCUCUGAAAACAGCUUCGGAACAAAAUACAAUUCGGAGCUUCAGCCAACUUCUUGCAAUGGUUUAGAUGCGCCUAAUGAUUUAAAGCCGAAAACAAACAUUUUAUCAGCUGACUGUCCGACGGUUCCAGAUCUAAACACACAGAUGAAAAGAACCGAUUUUCCUGGAACUAUCCUUCAAUUUGUAGUUAUGUCUAGCAGUGGUGGCAUAUUCGUGGGUGCGUUCGAGCGGAGUGAAUGGGCAGACUCCGAUAAGUCUGUGAAAGAUGACCCCAAGACAACUCACUAA
Messenger RNA from Zootermopsis nevadensis, 493 nucleotides. Lineage: Eukaryota; Metazoa; Arthropoda; Insecta; Blattodea; Termopsidae. The record is from RefSeq and is a predicted model, not a curated record.